AUGACUACUGUUCGUUCAAUUAUUCAAAAGCUUCAAGCUUACAAUGAAGAUGAUAUAAUUGAAGACUUGUUAGAUAACUCAAAAGUAAGAGAAUAAAAAAUACUACAAGAACAUAACUAAUAUAUUUUCAAGUUUAUACAGGAGAUUACAGAAUUGAUAAAAUUGUUGCCAAAGGCAAGAACUGUUAUAUCUAAAAUCAUACUCAAUUCAAAACUACCAAGAAAAAAAGAUGCGGACCAAAUUUUGAAAUUAAUUCGAAAGGUUACGAACAUCGAACUGCCCAGUGAAGUUCUGGAAAAAUACAAAGAAUGCCAACAAUACCCGUUUAAAUUCUGGUCCUGGGCAGGAAUCCAAUUCGAUCUUACAGCAGAUAAAAUUGAACCGAUUGAAUUCUUUUUUCGUAGAGUGUAUUUAGGUAUCAAUCAGCUUGAAACCCAGCGUGCAUGGGAUACUAUCAUCUGGAGAUUCCUUACGCUUUUCUUUCACGACCUUGUAGUGAUUUUGAACAGAAAAAUUCUCACGGAAUCAUUGGAAAACCAGCUUGUUGACAUCCUCUGCUCCGUGACGGCAAUACAGGAUACGACAAUAAAAAUACGGGAGAAUCUCAGACGUUGGGUUGCUGCUGGAUUUCGCUAUUCCCAACUAUCGGAUUCGUUGGGUUAUGGAGCUCCAUUUCUACUACCAUUGAGUAUAACAGAUAAUACGUGAGUAACAUUUCCUUCUAAAAUCGAAGCUUUCUUACAUUUUUAGAUGGGAAAAAAGAUUGCCUAUUAAAGGUCCUAUUUACGAAAGUGCUAUCGAACAUCUUGAAUCUAAAUGCUUCCGCGAGAAGUCGAUGAAUCUUGGUGCUGAUACUCUUGGAGCGGAGAUUCGAGAAGCUAUACUCAAACCAUUUCGAUGGAAUCUCUCAACCUUCAAACAAAACACGCACUCAAGUUUGUAUCGGGAUCUGACCGUUACUGGAGGUAGCACGGGUUUACGUGAAGAUAGUGGUGCUGAAGCAGGACCGAGUACUUUUCGCAGCAAUCACAAUUCGAUAGAUACGCAAUUGAAUCUAGCAGAGCCUAUACAGAGCCAGCAGUUGUCAUCGAUUGGAAAUUCAUCACUUCAAAGCACUAAUGAGGUAGUGUUCAAUGAGUCUGAGCACAAUGUUAUCGCUGGUGAAUUGUCGGAAAUUAGAAGCGGAAGGAUGAAGAGAGGUUUGGGAUCACAGACCGAAGCGUAUGACCUGCCUAGCAAACGAAGGCGCAUUGAUUCACUUUCAAAUCCUGAUUCAUCCCUCCCUCAUUUAUCAAGUGGAAUCACAUAUAAUCAACACGGAGGAGCGAUGGAAACACCUACUUCGGGCAAUGUGAAUGUCAAUAAAGGUAUAUUCACAGCAGAAUUUGCUGAUAUGAACAAGCUUGAAAGUAUUCUUGGUAGUUACCUGUUAAAAGGCAUUGAUGCAUCUCAUAAGAGACAGAAAGAGGGCAAAAGAUUCACCGAGACUGUACGUUUGCACCUUACCCUUCCAAAAAAGGAUUGCAGGUUGGAGAUCUGGAUAUGUUCAUCGGUCGGGAAAGCUAUUUCCGAAACAGCUAUAGAAUCGGUUGAAGACUGGAAGAACAUACUUGGGAACUAUCUCUUCGAGGGUAUGAACGCUAGCAAUUUGAGAAUGGGAGAGGUUGAAACCGGGAUGCUAUUACACACUCGCGCUAUCCAUAUAUCAUCUUCUGAUAGCAGCGAUAACUGCGAUUACAAAGUCGAAGUGACAUUGAGUUUCGAGAAAGGUAAUGAGAUCUACAAGCAUGUAUAUCCCCAAUAG
Molecule: messenger RNA, 1804 nt
Organism: Sclerotinia trifoliorum
Lineage: Eukaryota; Fungi; Ascomycota; Leotiomycetes; Helotiales; Sclerotiniaceae
Source: the annotation of a GenBank genome assembly